AUGGUGGCAGUGCCCAGCAGCUAUUUUGGGGCCAGCUGUGGCCUCUGUGGCAACUUCAAUGAAGAUACAGAUGAUGAAGCCAUGGUUCCCAGUGGUAUUCCUGGUGAAGGUGGUGAGGAUUGGGCAGAAAGCUGGAGAGAUCCCUCACGCCAGGAACAUUGUGGAGACCAGGAGACUGCACAGGGCACAGAGGGGUGUGGAAUCAAGCCAACUAAUAAUCCGAACACCACUGCCUCUGCUUGUUUCCACAACAAUCGCUCCUACAAGCUUCAUGAGGAAUUUUGGGAAGAUGGGAGCUGCCGGAAGUGGUGCCACUGUGAGGGUUCAGGGACAGUGAUUUGUAAGCCAGGAGGAUGUAGAUCUAACGAGAAGUGUGUCAUGGCCAAUGGCAUCGCCAAGUGUACACCCAACAAGCACUCCACCUGCAUCGGCACAGGCGAUCCACACUACACCACCUUUGAUGGACUGAGGUUUGACUUCCAAGGCUCCUGCAUCUACCAGUUUGCUGCCCUCUGCACUCCCAAGCCCACCCUGGUCCCCUUCAAUGUCACCGUGGAAAACAACCACCGUGGCAGGCGUGCCGUGUCCUUCACCAAGACCGUCAACCUGGAGGUCUAUGGGAGCAUCAUCAGCAUGAGCCAGGAGCACCCACGCAAGGUCAAGGUUGACAGCACCUUUGUGUCCCUUCCCUUCACCCACCCCCACUUUUCUGUGUUUUACCACGGCGUCCAUGGCUUUGUCACCACUGACUUUGGUGUCACUGUCACCUUUGACUGGUACAGCUAUGCCCGUGUCAUCCUCCCCACCACCUACCAUGGUGCUGUUUGUGGCCUCUGUGGCAACGCCAAUGGUGACCCCAAUGAUGACUUUGUCACUUCCGGUGGCCACCGUGCCUCCGAUGAGACCCAGCUGGGUGACAGCUGGAAAGUGGGGGACGUCCCUGGGUGCUCAGCUGGUUGUGGCGCAGAGUGCCCGGUGUGUGACGCAGUCAAGGUGCAGCCAUACCGCGGGGACAGGUACUGUGGGGUGAUCACCCAAGCAGAGGGACCCUUCUGGGAGUGUCACCGUGUCAUCAACCCGGAGCAGUUCCUGAUGGACUGUGCUUUCGAUGCCUGUCACUACAAGGGGCACCGUGACACUGUGUGUCAGGGUGUCUCUGCCUAUGCCACCGCCUGCCAGAACCACGGGGUGGCUGUGGAGACGUGGAGGACAGCUGAGUUCUGCACUCUUUCCUGUCCCCCUCACUCCCACUAUGAGCUCUGUGGGAGUCCCUGCCAGCCCACCUGCCACAGCUCCUCCAUCCCCACCUCCUGUCCUGCAUCUCCUUGCUCCGAGGGCUGUUUUUGCAACACUGGUUAUAUCCUCAGUGGCUCCGACUGUGUCCCUGAGUCUGAGUGUGGCUGUGAAUACCUUGGUCGCUACUACCAGAAGAACACAGAGUUUUACCCCUCGUGCAGGGAACGCUGCCACUGUGGUGCUGAUGGCACAGUGACCUGCCAGGAGGCGUUCUGUGGUGCCCACGAGGAGUGCCGGGUGGAAGAUGGGGUGUUGGGAUGUCACCCCACUGGUUAUGGUCGGUUGGUUGUGUCAGGAGACCCCCACUAUGUCACCUUUGAUGGGCGCACCUUCAAUGUCCCGGGAUCUUGCACCUACAUCCUGGCACGAGUGUGUGAGCCGGCACGACGGUUGGUCAACUUCACGGUGUUGGUGGAGCAUGAGGCAGGCAGUCGUGGUGACCCAGUGCUGAUGAAGAGGGUGGUAGUAUCCAUCCACGGAUACACCAUCACCAUGGAGCGGGGACGGAGGUGGGAGGUGACGGUGGACUUGGAGCGCUACACCCUCCCACUGGUGACAGAGGACAAGAACCUCCGCAUUGGCCAAGAGGGGAAUAACAUCGUCCUCCACACUGCUGCAGGAGUUCGCAUCCUCUACAACACAGCCACCUUCCUCCUCAUCACUGUCCCCGACAUCUACCGUGGCCGGCUGUGCGGCUUGGGCGGUGACUAUGAUGGGGACCCCAGUGAUGACUUCCGGCUGCCCAGCAGGGCAUUGGCAGGAACCACCCAGGAAUUUGUCACCUCUUGGAAGGUUCCAGAGAAGAACAGAGCAUGCAGCGACGGCUGUGAUGACAGCACAUGCAGCAGGUGUGAUGUCGCCAACGAGGAGGCGUACAGCAGGAAUGGAUCCUGCGGGAUCAUCCGUGACGCGGGAGGCCCAUUCCAGGAGUGCCACUCACGCGUCAGCCCCGUGGAGUACUUCACCCACUGUGUCCAUGAUGUUUGUGCUGCCAGCGGAGCCCGCACUGCUUUGUGCCACGCACUGCAGGCGUACACCGCUGCUUGCCAAGCCGCUGGCGCGACAGUCAGACCAUGGAGGACAAAGGAGUUCUGCUACCUUCAAAUUUUGACCAAAACCCUGCACAAUUUUGGAAUCGUCCCAACAAUUUUUUUUCCCCAUUUUUCCCCAGCCCUGUCCUGUCCCCCAAACACCCACUACGAACCCUGCACUCGCACCUGUGACCUCACCUGUGCUGCCCUCGUGGGUCCUGCCCCCUGCACCUGGGGGUGCUUUGAGGGGUGUCAGUGUGAUGAGGGGUUCGUCUUCAACGGGGACACCUGCGUGUCACCUGAGCACUGCGGCUGCCUCCACAGGGGACGCUACCUCAAGGCAGGUGAGACUGUCACUUUCAACAACUGCUCCAAGGAAUGCCAUUGUCACCCAUCACGGGGACUGGUGUGCCGGGACAUACAGUGUCCCCAGGGCCAGGUGUGCAUCACCCGUGACGGGGCGCAGGUGUGUGCCAUGAGGGAAGGUCACUGCUGGGUCAUGCCUGGAGCCACCUUGACCACCUUUGAUGGUGCUUCCGGGCCCCUGCUGGCCAGUGGCACCUACAAGCUGUCAGCCCUCUGCGAUGAGAAUGCCCCGGAUUGGUUCAAGGUGGUGAUUGAGGUCAGCAACUGUCAUGACAUGAAUGUCCCCGCUGCCACGGCUGCCAUUGUCUUCGUCCGUGAGGGUGUUGUGAGCGUCAACAAUGACAUGGAGGUGUGGGUCAAUGGCCUCUUCACCCGGCCCCCCACCACCAUCUCUGACUCCAUCUUUGUGGCAUCGUCCCCUGAGAAUGUCACCAUCACCCACUGGUCUGGGAUGUCCAUCACCAUCACCCGGAAUGGGGAGGCGACCAUCACCGUGACCUCAGGCCUGGCCUCUCGUCUUUGUGCCCCCUGUGGGAAUUUCAACGGGAGCCCCAGAGAUGACCUGAAGCUUCCAGAUGGACGUGAUACCCGGAGUGUUGGAGAAGUGGUGGACAUGUGGAAAUCCAGGGAUUUUGCUGGAUGCCACAUCUACCACCAGACCCGUCAGGAAGUUGAUGCUCCUGUCUAUCCCAUCCCAUAGGUGGAUCCACCUCAAAUUCCCCCAAAUUUGGGAAAAUCCUGGAUUUUGCUUCAAAUCCAUAACAUUUUCCGGGAUUUUUUCCAAAUGGAUUAACUCUGUGUGGAUCCUAAUGUCCUGUUGUCCCAUCCACCCCCUGGAACCCAGAAAUAUAUCAAAUUCAGGUCAAAAAUAUCCAAAUCUUGAUGUUUUUUCUCAUAUAAAAAUGA
Molecule: messenger RNA, 3599 nt
Organism: Catharus ustulatus (Swainson's thrush)
Lineage: Eukaryota; Metazoa; Chordata; Aves; Passeriformes; Turdidae
Product: IgGFc-binding protein-like
Exons: 9
Coding region: 1-3393 (1130 amino acids)
Molecular function (GO): protein binding
Source: RefSeq, a predicted model, not a curated record